UGGCAUCUUCACUUUGGAAAGGCAUUUUUGCUGAGCCUUUUCCUGGGCUUCCUGGGUGCUGAUCGCUUCUACCUUGGCUUCUUCUACUCUGCGUUGCCUGGCAUUGACUUGUCGGCAUGGUUGGCUGCACAAUGCUUGCCCCCCAGCGACCAAACCACGGGCAACAUUGUGCCACCCACCCAUCCACCCACCCACACGCACGCACGCACGAUAUGUUUGCACCACUCAUCCGCGAAGAAACAUGCUGAAAGUGCCAUGAGGCACAGGGAUGUAGAAGGACUAUUUGGGAGCAUGCCUUCCUGUUGUUUCAAGCAGGCUUCAAGCAGGCUCUUGCUUUGGAGAAA
Messenger RNA from Effrenium voratum, 344 nucleotides. Lineage: Eukaryota; Dinophyceae; Suessiales; Symbiodiniaceae. The record is from the annotation of a GenBank genome assembly.